Lolium rigidum is the source of this 2139-nucleotide messenger RNA. Its product is annotated as probable indole-3-acetic acid-amido synthetase GH3.1. Bases 90 to 1928 code for a protein of 612 amino acids. Gene Ontology annotation, cellular component: cytoplasm. The record is from RefSeq and is a predicted model, not a curated record. Lineage: Eukaryota; Viridiplantae; Streptophyta; Magnoliopsida; Poales; Poaceae. Gene Ontology annotation, molecular function: acid-amino acid ligase activity. The transcript is spliced from 3 exons.
UAGACAGAACGGAGCUAAUACUACUGCAUUCUGACGAGCCAGGGAUCGCACAGCGGCGCCAACACACACUGGGCUCACAGUGCAGUGCCAUGCCGGAAGCACCGAGCGCCCAGCCGGUUCCUGCCUCCGGCUACGCCCCGGGGGCGCACCAUCAGGCGCUCGAAUUCAUUGAGCACGUUACAGCCAACGCCGGGAAGGUGCAGCGGCGCAUCCUCGCCGAGAUUCUGGCGCAGAACGCGCCGGCCGAGUACCUGCGCCGAUACGGCAUCCCUUGCAGCUCCCUGGAUGCCGUCGACGCCUUUCGCCGCUGCGUCCCGCUUGUGACCUACGAGGACCUCCAGCCGGACAUACUCCGAAUCGCCAACGGCGACACCUCCCCUAUCCUGUCCGGCAAGCCCAUCUCCGAGUUCCUCACAAGCUCGGGCACGUCCGGAGGGGAGAGGAAGCUCAUGCCGACUAUCGCCGACGAGCUGGACAGGCGUUCGCUGCUGUACAGCUUACUUAUGCCGGUGAUGGGCCAGUCGUUGCCCGGACUCGACAAAGGCAAGGCGAUGUACCUCCUCUUCGUGAAGGCGGAGUCGCGCACCCCGGGCGGGCUCGCCGCGCGGCCGGUGCUAACUAGCUACUACCGGAGCCGGCAGUUCAUCGAUCGGCCGCAUGACCCCUACACGUGCUACACGAGCCCCAACGAGGCUAUUCUCUGCGUCGACUCCUACCAGAGCAUGUACGCCCAGCUGCUCUGCGGCCUCGUGGACCGCGCCGACGUGCUGCGCGUCGGCGCCGUGUUCGCCUCGGGCUUCCUCCGCGCCAUCCACUUCCUCCAGAAGCACUGGCCGCGCCUGUGCCACGACAUCCGCACCGGCGAACUCGACAAGGAGAUCACCGACCGCUCCGUGCGCGACGCCGUCGGGAAGCUGCUCCGGGCCAACCCGGCCCUCGCCGACGAGAUCGAGGCCGAGUGCUUGAAGCCGUCGUGGGAGGGCAUCAUCCCACGCCUGUGGCCCCGCACCAAGUACAUCGACGUGAUCGUGACGGGCGCCAUGUCGCAGUACAUCCCGACGCUGGAGUUCUACGGCGCCGGCCUGCCGCUCACGUGCACCAUGUACGCCUCUUCGGAGUGUUACUUCGGCCUCAACCUCAACCCCAUGUGCAAGCCCGGCGAGGUCGCCUACACCCUCAUCCCCACCAUGUGCUACUUCGAGUUCCUCCCGGUCGACCAUUGCAGCAACGCCAAUGCCGAGCCAAGCCACCGCGACCUCGUCGAUCUUGUCGACGUGAAGCUCGGUCACGACUACGAGCUCGUCGUAACCACCUUCUCUGGUUUGUGUCGGUAUCGCGUGGGCGACGUGCUGAGGGUGGCAGGGUUCAAGAACGAGGCGCCAAUGUUCAGCUUCAUGCGGCGGCGGAACGUGGCGCUUAGCAUCGACUCCGACAAGACGGACGAGACCGAGCUGCACACGGCGGUGAGCAGCGCGGUGCAGCACCUGGCGCCGUUCGGCGCGUCGCUGGUGGAGUACACUAGCUACGCCGACACGGCCGCCAUCCCAGGCCACUACGUGCUGUUCUGGGAGCUGCGCGCCGGCAGCACGGCGGUGCCGGCCUCCGUGUUCGAGGAGUGCUGCCUGUCCGUGGAGGAGGCCCUCAACAGCGUGUACCGGCAGUGUCGCGCCUGCGACAGGUCCAUCGGCCCACUCGAGAUACGCGUCGUCUCCGAAGGCACCUUCGACAAGCUCAUGGACUACGCGCUCAGCCGCGGCGCCUCCAUCAACCAGUACAAGGCGCCGCGGUGCGUGCGCCCCGGGCCGGUCAUCCAGCUGCUUGACGCGAGGGUGCAGGCCAAGUACUUCAGCCCCAAGUGCCCAAAGUGGAGCCCCGGAAACAAGCAAUGGAACAACAGCAAAGAGCUGGUGAGUAAUGGAGGUGUCUAGCAAAGCCCCAGCUUAUGGGUUGGAGGGAUAUGCAUGGCGCGCAUCAUGAUCGAUGUGUUCCAGUAGGGGCUUAAGAUAUUUCGGAUUUCAACUUCUGAGACAGUGAGGAAAUAGUUAAGAAAUUAUGACUUAAUUAGCUAGGGUACCUACGUAUGUCUUCUUUUAUAUUUGUAUUUUUCUCUUUUUGAGUCGUCUGUUAUGUGGAAGCAGA